This is a messenger RNA of Plasmopara halstedii, 465 nucleotides long. RefSeq lists its product as uncharacterized. NCBI's taxonomy places the organism in Eukaryota, Oomycota, Peronosporomycetes, Peronosporales, Peronosporaceae. Bases 1 to 465 code for a protein of 154 amino acids. The record is from RefSeq and is a predicted model, not a curated record. The transcript has a single exon.
AUGGAAGAAAUGAGCGUAGAGCCCCACUCGCCAUUGUCUUCGGCCUCUUCCUUUUCCUCGGAACUCGAAAAACCCAGCCUGGCCGGAAAGAUAAAAACGCGCUGCAGUACGGGAAAGCUUCUCUCUUCCAAGCGGCUCUCAAAUGAAGAAAAACAGGCCAAGAAUCGCCUCUUUGUAAAGCGCUGUUACUAUAAGAAGCGUGAGGCACUUAAGAAUCUGCGCGACGAAGUAGCUCAGCUUGAGAGCGAAUUCUCAAAUGUACUUCGGCGCUGGCAGAAGUGCAAUGAAAACUCUGCUAAGGCCUUCCGCGACGGCAAGCGUCAAAUCACACCACAGGAUUUGUACGCCGAGCUCACGGUCGCACGUAGAUCUCUAAUUGAGGAACAGCAACAACUAAAUGUGCGACUAGCAGACCGACAACUUUUCCGACAGCGUCUACAACAGCUUUACGAGCCUACACAUUGA